AACAAAAUCAACCAGUUUUUUUUUCGAAAGAAACAAAAAAGUCGAAAUGAGUUUGAAGUGUCCGUUCCCUCAUAUCGGAUGUGAAAACUGUGAUUGUACAGGCAUUACUUGCCAACAUCUAUUUCCAGGGUUGAAAGUGGAGUGGCCAGAACUAAGAGGAGUAAGUGGACUUGAAGCAAAGAGAAUAAUUGAAAAUGAUAAUCCAAAAGUGACUUGUGUUUUAGUUCCACAAGGUGAUGGUGUGCUCCACAUCAAUUGUUGUAACCGUGUCCUUCUCCGUCUUCCUGCCAAUGAUUGUCCUAACGGUCCUGUCCUUAAUCUUCCUCAAGUCGGAUGAUACUAUUUUCUUACUCUUCUACAAGAUGAUUCAGUUUGAUCUUUUGUUUCAAUAAUUUGCUAGCUAUGUCUUGUUUUGUUUGCCGGUUGUAAUCUGGUUGUAUCCAGAUUGAGUUGUAUCGUUUGCUUUUGAAUAAUAA
This is a messenger RNA of Camelina sativa (false flax), 476 nucleotides long. Its product is annotated as inhibitor of trypsin and hageman factor-like. Gene Ontology annotation, biological process: response to wounding. Lineage: Eukaryota; Viridiplantae; Streptophyta; Magnoliopsida; Brassicales; Brassicaceae. The record is from RefSeq and is a predicted model, not a curated record. Gene Ontology annotation, molecular function: serine-type endopeptidase inhibitor activity.